GUUCCGACAUAACCAGCCUUCACACACUUCACAACACAUUCUGUCUCAGACACAUUCCUCUCCUUUACAUCUCCACCUCAAUCAGAUUAGGGUUUCUACUAGGGUUAGGGUUUCACCUUCCAAUGCAUCAAAACCCCUAAUUCCAAUCCACAUCUUACAAUGUACAACUCUAUCAACAUGUCCGACCAGAUCAAGAACAACGAAGACACUGAAAAUCACAUCCAUUACGAUUCACACACCCUCGAAGACGGUUCCGGCGACGGAGAAGGACAAAUCCAAGAUGUUUCCCUCGAAGACGUUUAUGCUUCCGGUGAUGGAAACCAUGCUGACAUGUCAAUUCAACGAUUCGAUGAUUCUAGCCAGCUCACGCUCUCGUUCCGUGGUCAAGUGUAUGUCUUCGAUUCUGUUACCCCUGAAAAGGUUCAAUCGGUUUUGUUACUGUUAGGAGGAUGUGAACUAUCUUCCGGUUCCCAAUGUUUGGACACAUCGCCCCUAAAUCAGAGAACUGGUACUGAAUUUCCAACAAGGUGUAGUCAACCACAGCGAGCAGCGUCUUUGAUUAGGUUUCGUCAGAAAAGGAAAGAGCGAAACUUUGAUAAGAAAGUUAGAUAUGAAGUGCGUCAAGAAGUUGCACUAAGGAUGCAACGUAGUAAGGGCCAAUUUACAUCAGCUAAGAAACAAGAUGGAUCUAAUAACUGGGGAUCUGAUCCAGAGUCCGGCCAAGAUGUGGUUCAAUCAGAAACUGCAUGCACACACUGUGGAAUCAGUUCAAGAUCCACCCCUAUGAUGCGAAGGGGGCCAUCUGGCCCAAGGACACUUUGCAAUGCUUGUGGGCUUUUUUGGGCAAAUAGAGGUACUUUGAGGGAUCUAUCUACUUCUAGGAGAAACCACGAACAGCACGCUCUUCCACCACCCGAGCAGAGUAAUUUGAGGGACCUUUCUAAUUCUAAGAGAAACCACGAACCCCACCCUCUCCCACCACCUGAGCAGGUCAGCGAGGUUAAUGACUUGAACUGUGAGACUGCCCUUCCUGCGCAUAAUGAUUCUGUUGAUGAUAAAACAGCUUUGACAUCCGAUCAAUGAGUUUUCCAGUCCCAGAAAAUGACAGUCAUUGGCUCUGCGCUCCCGGGUUUAUUGUAAUUCCACUCGAUUCGACUGAUAGAAUGUACAGCUCUUGAGAGGCUCUCAUCAACACACAAGGUCGAUUUAAGAUAUGCUCUCGGAUUAGUUGUACUAGCUGUUAAUUAAUGAAUGUAUAAAGUGGAAUUUGAAUGAUGAAGAUUUGGUUUCAUGGGUGGACGCUAGUUUUAGUUUUGAUAUUUGAAUUUUGUAAAAAUGUGCCCAACAGUAUGCAAUAGUUCCGAUGGAAUAUUUUUCCUCUUCCCAUUUAAAGAAGGCUGGUUAGCCAUGUGCCAAAAGGGAUAUUUUUGGUCUGUUAUAUUUUGAUAA
Molecule: messenger RNA, 1449 nt
Organism: Vicia villosa (hairy vetch)
Lineage: Eukaryota; Viridiplantae; Streptophyta; Magnoliopsida; Fabales; Fabaceae
Product: GATA transcription factor 25-like
Exons: 8
Coding region: 160-1083 (307 amino acids)
Biological process (GO): regulation of DNA-templated transcription
Molecular function (GO): sequence-specific DNA binding; protein binding; zinc ion binding
Source: RefSeq, a predicted model, not a curated record